Molecule: messenger RNA, 475 nt
Organism: Parasteatoda tepidariorum (common house spider)
Lineage: Eukaryota; Metazoa; Arthropoda; Arachnida; Araneae; Theridiidae
Source: RefSeq, a predicted model, not a curated record
AUGAAGAGAGACAUCAUUUCUUCGAUCCUUUUGUUGAAAAUAGUACUAUCUACUUUACUGAAGACCGUUUACGGUGGAGAUCCACCAAUAAUUUCACCAUUUUACUUUCCACCCAUAUUGAAAGAAGGAGAAAGUGCUAAUACUUUUUGUUCUAUUCGUUCUGGAGAUAGACCUGUGCAAUUCAAGUGGGAAAAAGAUGGACAACCCUUGAAUGAUGAAUCCAAAUUCGAUGUGCAGUCUUUAAAAGAUUCUUCUGUUUUGUUUAUUGAAUCAGUAGAUUUUAGAACUGCUGGGAAUUAUACGUGCAUUGUCACAAAUUCUUUUGGAAAGGAUCAGUAUACUGCAAGACUUGUUGUCACUUCCCCUCCUGUAUGGUUAAAAGAACCAGCAGAUACUAUUGUGAAGGAAGGAGAAAGUAUUUCAAUAGAAUGUCAAGCAUCGGGUGUACCUACUCCAAGAAUUAAAUGGAAAACAG